AGUGUAUGGCAAAGCCCGCUGGGCAACUAUCUCUAAAUGUGUAGGGGCAGAGCAUGGUGGUUCAGAGCUUUCUCAUGCAGCACCCUUCACCAUAUCAGGUAAAUACCAAGGAGUGAGAUGGCUGAUUGUAUGAUAAACAAAACUCAACAACAAACAUCUAAAAUGAAGAGGCCUCAAACUUUUGAGGAGCAAACAGAAUGCAUCAUGAACACUCUACUCACAAACUUCCUGAGCCCAACAUUGCAGGUUGCUAACCGGGACCUGGGCUCUAUAGACGAGCCUGACUCAGGAGAGCCUUCCUCUUUUGAUGUGGCUGUCAUUGCUGCUCGCCUUCGGAUGUUGGGUGACCAAUUCAAUGGAGAAUUGGAAGCUUCUGCUAAAAACGUCAUUGCAGAAACCAUUCAGGGACAGGCAGGAGCUAUACUCCAACAUACAGUGCAAUCUCUCAGCAAGGCCUGGUGUGCUCAGGAUUCCAGUCUAGUUUAUGAGCGAGCCUUUCUGGCAGUGUCAGUGAAACUUCUUGAAUACGUGGUCCGUGUAGCUCCUGAAAUGGCAAGACAGAUGGCUAUCCCCAUGACGGGUAUGAUCAAUGGGAACCCAGCCAUUCGGGAGUUCAUCCAAGGCCAGGGAGGGUGGGAAAAUCUGGAGAGCUGAAGAAGUGGAGUUAUUCCCCAGGCCAAGCAUCACUUCCUCUUUGACUGAACAAGGGACUGACUUCUGGCAAUUAAAAUAGACAAAAAAAUCAAAACCACUCACUUCAUCUGGCAGAACUGAACUUAGCUGAAAAAGUAAUUUUCUAUUGAUUGUUAAAGUUAGGAGAAACUCCCAGAAGCCUAUAGAGAUUUUUAUACUUUCUUACUUCACAUGAAUUUUAAUGAGACUUUGUUGAAACAGAGACCUCCAGACACAAAGUAAUGACUUGCUAUUAGAAAAAUUCUAGGCAACAGGGCGGGCCUUUGCUGGAAAUGUUUUGGAGGAAACAGAAAACACUGGAAACUAUUCUUUCAGAUUUAGCCCUUUUGGUAAGGAUCUAUCUAUUAAUUUUGCAGUCUAAAGGAUUUCAGGGAGACUUUUCGUUGAAAAAUAUUAUGUUAUUUCAAGUUGAGAAUUUUCUCUCAAAUUUAUCUCUAAAUUUCAUGUUAAUUUCACCUGAGCAGAAUUUAUUUUAUGUAUUUUAGAAGUUAGCAACCAAAAAUAGCAGUUUGUUCAUCUAGCCUUCUAUUAGGAAGAUCAAAGAAAGAUUAAAGUUAUUGCAUUUUUAUUGCCACAGGAUGUAGGAAGGGCCAUCCCAUGUCAAGAAUGGUAGGGCCACCCCAGCUUAGAUGAUGCUAGUUGCUUACCACAGAGUGUUUUAUUUGCUUUCCAUACUGGAGAUUGAACCCAGGGAUGCUUUACCACUGAGACACAUCCCCAGCCCUUUUUAUUUUUUGAGACAGGGUCUCAUUAAGUUGCUUAGGGCCUCUCUAAAUUGCUGAGGCUGGCCUCAAACUUGAGAUCCUCCUGUCUCAGCCUCCUGAGUUGCAAGGAUUACAUGCAUGAACCACUGGGCCCCAACAGAGUUUUUUAAAGUAUGGUUCACCCAGCACUUGAGAGUUUUAUUGCUGAUUCCCAGGCCUCACCCCUAGAAAUUUUGAUUUCGUAGGAGUGAACUGGGGCCUUGGAACCUAUCUUUUCAACUCCACAGGUGAUUCUAAUGCACAUAGAGUUUGAGAACCAUCACUUUGGAGAAAUUGUUGAGAAAUUACAAACCAUAGCCAAAUCUAUCAUGCUAUCUUUUUUCUUUUUUUGUUAAUAAAGUUUUAUUGGAAUGUAAUGUCGCUCAUUUGUCUAUAGGUUGUCUGUGGCUGCCUUAACUCUGUAGUAGAGUUGGUUAGGGCAAACAGCAUGUGGCCCAUUGAGUCUAAAAUAUUUACUAGCUGACUCUACAGGAAAAGUUUGCUGAUCUCUGCUCUAAAGCUAAAUGAACUUUUCUUCUUGAAUAAUUUUAAACUUUGUUGCAGUACUCAUA
Messenger RNA from Sciurus carolinensis (gray squirrel), 2008 nucleotides. RefSeq names its product BCL2 like 15 (gene Bcl2l15). Gene Ontology annotation, biological process: regulation of apoptotic process. The transcript has 6 exons. The record is from RefSeq and is a predicted model, not a curated record. Bases 118 to 654 code for a protein of 178 amino acids. Gene Ontology annotation, cellular component: cytosol; nucleus. NCBI's taxonomy places the organism in Eukaryota, Metazoa, Chordata, Mammalia, Rodentia, Sciuridae.